Messenger RNA from Papilio xuthus (Asian swallowtail), 805 nucleotides. RefSeq lists its product as uncharacterized. Lineage: Eukaryota; Metazoa; Arthropoda; Insecta; Lepidoptera; Papilionidae. The transcript has 5 exons. The record is from RefSeq and is a predicted model, not a curated record. Bases 103 to 696 code for a protein of 197 amino acids.
UAUUUUAAUACUUAAUAAGUAUCAUACCUAAUAAAUUAACCAUUGGGGAAAGAGCGAGGAAAAUAAACACAUUUUUGGAAGACAGCACUAAAAUUAUGCUGAAUGGAGCAGAUACAAGCGUUGAUUGUUUUAACUAUUAGCUGUGUUGGAUAUUCGAAUCCCAAGAAUAUUGAAGAAAAAAUAACGUUUUGGGUGAAUGAUUUGAAUUUGAUAUUUACGAAAGAGUUUGUUAACAACUUACGGAGCGAUCCAACAAAAACUCUUGGUCUCAUAAUAUUGUUAACAUGCAUCUAUAUAAUUAUAUGUAUGAUGUAUGUUUAUGGAGCCUAUAAGUGCAAUAAUGUAUUAAUGAUGCCGUACAUCGUAGCCGAGUUGGUUCGCCUCAUCGCAUUUACAGUUUUGGUUAUAACACUCCUAUUAACGCUGAAGAAAAACACAAUGGACAUUGGUCUUCUCAUUGGAGCUAGUGUACUCGGAGGUUUCAUAUUGUUGGGCAUGUUUUAUUUGUGGGUUUGUGCAGCAAAUCUGCCAAUAGUCAUAAAUGAAAAGGAACAUGACGAAUACGUUGCUACCAUAACGAAGCUGGAAGAACUUUUACAAGAAACAAAGCCAAAGACUUUAAUAGGCUUUGAUUACGUUCCCCGGUCUAAUUACAACGAAGCACUUUACAGUAAACAUAUUCAUCGUUUCCAAUAAGGGAAAAUAAAGAUAAAUAAUUUAGCAAAUGCACACUUAUAGAUUGGUAAUCCUUCGCUUUUUAGGUGUUUAGGGUUUUUUUCUACUGGCAUUUAUUUGCACGAAUUUU